Raphanus sativus (radish) is the source of this 992-nucleotide messenger RNA. RefSeq lists its product as uncharacterized. Lineage: Eukaryota; Viridiplantae; Streptophyta; Magnoliopsida; Brassicales; Brassicaceae. The record is from RefSeq and is a predicted model, not a curated record. Bases 222 to 851 code for a protein of 209 amino acids. The transcript is spliced from 8 exons. Gene Ontology annotation, molecular function: nucleic acid binding; rRNA (adenine-N6-)-methyltransferase activity. Gene Ontology annotation, biological process: rRNA methylation.
AUUUCAAUUUCAAUUUCAAUUUCAGGGUAGACAAAACCCCUCUCAAUAGGUAAACCUCCUCUUGAAAGAGAGAGAAAGAAAUACUAACGAGCCUAAAAGGCCUAAUAAUACUAAUGGGCCUAGGAGUCCGAUUUACGGCCCAUAGUGUCUCUUUAUUUUGUUUCUCUCAAAGGCACUGGGUGUGAACUCAGUAGCUUGAGACGAAGACCCGGCGGAGGAAGAUGAAGCUGAAGCAAUUAGAAGGCUUGCUGGGUGAUCUUCAACAGUUCUCUAAUCCUAAAGUUGAAUUGGAGCAGUACCCAACUGGUCCUCAUAUUGCUUCUCGCAUGCUUUUCACCGCAGAGAAUUCAUAUGGAGACAUAACUGAUAAAGUCGUUGCGGAUUUUGGCUGUGGCUGCGGUACUUUAAGUACUGCUGCUUCUCUUCUAGAUGCUGCCUGUGUGAUUGGAUACGAUAUCGACCUUCAGUCUCUUGAAACAGCAACACUUAACGCAGAGGAACUUGAGGUGGAGAUAGAUUUAGUUCAAUGUGACAUUACAAAGUUAGAGUUAAAAGGCCACCAGAUUGUGGAUACUGUUGUAAUGAAUCCUCCCUUUGGAACACGAAAGAAAGGAGCUGACAUGGAGUUCCUUUCUGCGGCUAUGAAGGUCGCCUCUCAAGCUGUUUACUCCUUGCAUAAGACAUCUACCAGAGAACACAUUAAAAGGGCAGCGUUGCGUGAUUUUAAUGCCAAAAGUGCUGAAGUUAUAUGUGAGCUCCGGUAUGACUUGCCAAAACUCUACAAGUUCCACAAACGAAAAGAAGUCGAUAUUGCGGUUGAUCUCUGGCGUUUUGAGCCUAGACAGAACUAGACCCGCCACGUCCUUGCAAUGUUUAGCUUUGAGUUGACAUUUGGUUAUAAUGUGGGAUAUUUCAUGAUAUGAACUCAAGUUUUAUAAAUGUUUGCUGAUUUGAACUAAGAAAAUGAAUCUGAAGCAGUUAGAAAGCUUGUA